GAAAUGCUAGUGAACUGGUUAUUGCAAUAGUAGAGGCCAUUUAUGCUUUAUAAGGAAGAGGAAUCAACAAGGACUACACGCUGGGUUGUUUAGCUUAGGCUGGUUUCCACAGCGACAACAUGGGUGCAGUGGUGGGCACUUUGACCAUGCAAACCAAACAGAGGAGACCAUCUCGAGAUAAAACCGAUGAUGAACUGGAAAUGACCAUGGUGUGUCACAGACCAGAAGGCCUGGAGCAGUUAGAAGCACAGACCAAUUUCACCAAACAGGAGUUGCAAAUACUCUAUCGGGGAUUUAAAAAUGAAUGUCCAAGCGGUGUGGUGAACGAGGAGACUUUUAAACAUAUUUAUGCUCAGUUCUUUCCGCAUGGAGAUGCAAGCAUGUACGCUCAUUAUUUAUUUAAUGCAUUUGACACAACAAACAACGGCUCUAUCAAGUUUAAGGACUUUGUAAUGGGUUUGUCCAUACUUCUUAGAGGAACCUUGCAGGAAAAACUGGAGUGGACAUUUCACCUUUAUGACAUCAACCGAGAUGGAUAUAUAAAUAGAGAGGAAAUGACUGAGAUUGUCAGAGCCAUCUAUGACAUGAUGGGAAAGUACACGUAUCCUGCACUGAAGGGGGACGUCCCACAGCAGCAUGUGGAUGCCUUCUUCCAGAAAAUGGACAAAAACAAAGAUGGUGUUGUAACAAUGGAUGAAUUUAUUAUAGCAUGUCAAGAGGACGAGACAAUGAUGAGAUCCAUGCAGCUGUUUGAAAAUGUAAUGUAGGAGCAGAGGAUUCAGCAUAAAACAAAAUCAAAGAGAAAGUCUGAGGGCUUGGUGUGUAUGGGUGUGUGCGUGUGUGUAUCUAAGUAUGAGUGUGAAUGUAGACAAUAGGAACCAUAUCUGGUCUCUAGACUCUGGACAAAGGGACUAUUAUUUCACUGGACCUCAGAUUAAAAUGCUAUGGCCUCUUCAGUGACUGGUAAGAGACAAUUUAAAAGAAUGGUGCAUAUAAGGCUGCACAAUACCAGAAAAGAGCUAUUGCACAUCUAGCCAUUUCAUUUACUUUGCCAAAAUAUGUUCUUUAUUGCCAAAAAUAAAAUGCAUGCUUUUGCAAGUUUUUGUUAAAAUGAUAAAGGAAUAGGGCCAUAAAGGGACUUAACAUAUUUCCAUUGACAUACAUACAUACAUUACAUUAUGCAUUAUAUGUUGUUUAUCACCAUUUAGGGAUUGGUGUACUUGUACAUUGACCUUGCUGUAUUGCUAAAUCAGCUGUAGCUUGCUGUUUAUUGUCUCAUUGGAACAUCUAUGUCUUGUGUCUUGUAUGUUAAAGGCCGGUGAAGAUCUAAUUACGUCUACUCAAAAAUAUGUUUUUUAAUAAUAUUUUAAUAUCUUCUCUGCGGCUUAGUUUCUUGUAAUUGUGUAAUGUAAUAAAGUGUACCCAUUUAAUGAAGUGCCCAAUAAUAUAUAUAACUCUAAAAGAAAACUGCACAUGUGAGAAGUGGUGUAAUCCUGCAAAUUAAAUGUACAUUAAAAUUCAUAUGAAUAUAAUAUAUAAUCUUGCAGGAUAUACACUGAAUGUAAUCUUAUUGGAAUGUUAUAUCGAUGGCACUGAGGAGGGCUCCAUCUGUGUUAACAUUUGGCCCUGCCUCCUUUUUCCAAAACCAAGAUGUGAUGUCACUCUGAUGUGCAGACACAGUAUUGGGCUAAAUGAGUGACUCAUGCUGGCUCUCUGCUGCUCACUGUGUUGCAGGGUGCGUUUUAAAGCACCACCAUAAUAGAACCUCACCAAGCUCUGGGCACACAAACUCUGAAAUAUUCAUCACUCUUUUUGCUGUUUUACUUGAUGCUUUGAAGGACUUGCUCUUAGCUGUAUAAGUCAUUACACAUCCGUUUGACAUCACAGCUUUGGUUUUUCAUAAUCAUAUGGAUGUCAAGGUUGAAGAGAGGAUUAUUGUA
Boleophthalmus pectinirostris (great blue-spotted mudskipper) is the source of this 1940-nucleotide messenger RNA. It is a transcript of the gene kcnip1b, whose product is annotated as Kv channel interacting protein 1 b. The record is from RefSeq and is a predicted model, not a curated record. The transcript has 8 exons. Gene Ontology annotation, molecular function: transmembrane transporter binding; potassium channel regulator activity; calcium ion binding. Lineage: Eukaryota; Metazoa; Chordata; Actinopteri; Gobiiformes; Gobiidae. Gene Ontology annotation, biological process: regulation of potassium ion transmembrane transport. Bases 120 to 767 code for a protein of 215 amino acids. Gene Ontology annotation, cellular component: voltage-gated potassium channel complex.